Molecule: messenger RNA, 2442 nt
Organism: Nipponia nippon (crested ibis)
Lineage: Eukaryota; Metazoa; Chordata; Aves; Pelecaniformes; Threskiornithidae
Source: RefSeq, a predicted model, not a curated record
AUGGGAAACCCAGAAAACAUUGGAGAUGCAUAUGUUGCUGUGAUUCGUCCAAAAAAUACUGCUAGCCUGAAUUCUCGGGAAUAUCGAGCUAAAUCCUAUGAAAUUUUGUUGCUUGAAGUUCCCAUUGAAGGCCAAAAGAAAAAAAGAAAGAAAGUUUUAUUGGAAACUAAACUGCAGGGAGGCACCGAGAUAACCCAGAGCAUCUUGGAUUAUGUAUUAGAAGCCACCAAACCAAUUUCACCAGCCAAUCAAGGUAUUAAAGGAAAGCGCGUAGUGUUAAUGAAGAAGUUUCCUCUUGAUGGAGAGAAGGCAGGCCAGGAGGCAUCGCUUUACAUUGUUCCAACUGUUGUGAAAGAUAAUACGAAAUAUGCAUACAGUCCUGGAUGCCCUGUGUUCUACUGUUUACAAGACAUCAUGAGAGUCUGCAGUGAAUCCAGCACCCAUUUUGCUACGCUUACUGCAAGAAUGUUAAUUGCCUUGGAUAAGUGGUUGGAUGAACGGCACACCCAGUCUCACUCCAUCCCAGCUUUAUUCAGACCAUCUCCUCUUGAGAGAAUUAAAACAAAUGUAAUCAACCCUGCUUAUGCUAUAGAACCUGGUCAGACAGAGAGCUCGUUACACAUGGGUUAUACUGCCCUGGAAAUAAAGAGUAAAAUGCUGGCAUUGGAGAAAGCAGAUAUGUGUAUCUAUAAUCCCUUGUUUGGGUCUGACCUUCAGUAUACCAAUAGGGUUGACAAAGUGGUAAUAAAUCCAUACUUUGGCCUUGGAGCGCCAGACUAUUCAAAGAUUCAGAUUCCUAAAAGAGAAAAGUGGCAACGUAGCAUGAGCAGUGUCACAGAGGACAAGGAACACCAGUGGGUAGAUGAUUUCCCUCUUCACCGCAGUGCUUGUGAAGGCGACUCUGAUUUACUAAGCCACCUUCUGGAUAAAAAGUUUUCUGUUAAUCAGUUAGAUAGUGAUCACUGGGCACCUAUCCAUUAUGCAUGCUGGUAUGGAAAAGUUGAAGCCACUCGUAUGCUGUUGGAGAAAGGCAAAUGCAAUCCAAAUCUUUUGAACGGCCAACUUAGCUCUCCUCUUCAUUUUGCUGCUGGAGGUGGGCAUGCUGAAAUAGUACAAAUUCUAUUAAAUCAUCCAGAAAUUGACAGACACAUUACUGAUCAACAAGGAAGAUCUCCACUGAAUGUCUGUGAAGAGAACAAACAAAAUGAGUGGGAAGAAGCUGCAAAACUGCUGAAGGAAGCCAUAAAUAAACCUUAUGAAAAGGCACGAAUUUAUCGUAUGGAUGGGUCAUACCGCUCUGUCGAGUUGAAACACGGAAACAAUACUACUGUACAGCAGAUAAUGGAGGGGAUGCGUUUGUCUCAAGAAACUCAGCAGUACUUCACUAUCUGGAUCUGUUCUGAGAACCUCAGCCUCCAACUGAAGCCGUACCACAAGCCUUUGCAGCAUAUUCGGGACUGGCCUGAAAUAUUCACUGAACUGACAAACUUGGAUCCUCAAAGGGAAACUUCACAGCUUUUCCUGAGAAGAGAUGUGAGACUUCCACUGGAAAUUGAAAAAAAGAUUGAGGAUCCGUUGGCUAUUCUUAUCCUUUUUGAUGAAGCCAGAUAUAAUUUACUGAAAGGUUUCUAUACAUCACCUGAUGCCAAGCUGAUCACACUGGCAAGUCUGCUUCUACAAAUAGUCUAUGGAAAUUAUGAGAGCAAGAAACAUAAACAGGGCUUUCUAAAUGAAGAAAAUCUAAAAUCGAUAGUACCAAUCACUAAACUAAAAAGUAAAGCUCCUCACUGGACAAACAGGAUACUUCACGAAUACAAGAAUCUUAGCACCAGUGAAGGUGUAAGUAAAGAGAUGCAUCACCUUCAGCGCAUGUUCUUGCAGAAUUGCUGGGAAAUUCCUACUUACGGAGCAGCUUUUUUCACAGGACAGAUAUUCACCAAAGCAAGUUCAAGUAGCCAUAAAGUCAUCAAAGUGUAUGUAGGAGUAAAUGUAAAAGGGCUGCACCUCCUCAACAUGGAAACAAAGGCUUUACUCCUCAGCCUAAAGUAUGGUUGCUUUAUGUGGCAGCUGGGAGAUGGAGAUACAUGUUUUCAAAUCCACAGUCUGGAAAACAAAAUGAGCUUUAUUGUGCAUACCAAACAGGCAGGUCUCGUCGUAAAACUUUUGAUGAAAUUAAAUGGCCAGUUAAUGCCAAGUGAAAGAAAUGAAUGAUGGAAAUGAACAGUAGUUACAAAACAGCAUCUUAUGGCUAAGCAAAAACCAACUUAUUUCUCAACACAGCAGAAGACUUCCAUGUAUACGAAUUUUACCCAAUAGAAAAGUCCAUUUGUACAGUUUUUUAACUUUGUACAGAAGCUGCAUGGUUUAUUUUUUUAAAAAAACUAUACAACAUGUCUAUUCUUUUUAUAAAUAUUUUUGUGUUUUAUAUAUAAGCUAUUGUAG